AAUUUUCCCGCUCAAAAUUCAAAAUCAAAUUCAGCGAAAGCCAUAUCCAAAGUUCUACAAAAUUUCCCAGAACACACGCGCAGAUCCAGUCAGAUAAGCAAAAAAUCUUCGACAAAAUCGUUCGAAAAUGCCAGUUCCAGUAGUAGACGAAGAAGAAUUACAUAAAAAAUUGACUGAAAAAAUUUCUAGGGUUUUGGACGAAGCUCGAUCGUCAAAUGCAAUACAUCAACGAAAGCUCAAGGAACUCUCGGCUAUCCGUUCCGUUACGAAGUCACCUGACAAGUUUUUCGGUGCAUUCUCGAGAGCGUUAACACCGUUAUUCGACUUCCAGCGUCGUACGGCUUCUGCCGAGCGAAUCAUCCGAUUUGUCGCCGUUUUCGCCAGUGUGCGUGACGGUAAAAAUGCUUCGGAUUGUGACGCGUUUUUGGAGAAGUUUCUAGAGUUUUUGCUUAUGGCUGCUGGGGCGGCUAAUAAAACUGCCCGGAUUAGGGCUUGUCAGAUAAUUUCCGAGAUCAUAAUGCGAUUGCCAGAUGACACAGAAGUCAGCUCUGAACUUUGGGAUGAAGUUAUAGAGAGCAUGAAAACACGUGUUGGUGAUAAGGUCGCUUCUGUCCGUACCUUUGCCGUGAGGGCGCUUUCACGGUUCGUUAAUGACUCAGAAAAUGCUGACAUUUUGGAACUAUAUCUGGAGACACUUCCUCUUGAACAAAAUGUGGAUGUCCGUAGGACAAUUAUCUUAUCCCUUCCACCAUGCCAUGCAUCUUCUGCAGCAAUAAUUGAUUGCACACUGGAUGUGAGUGAAUCAGUACGCAAAGCAGCUUAUUCCGUGAUUGCUAGUAAAUUUCCCCUGCAGAGUUUCAGCAUCAAGCUCAGAACUCUUAUUUUGGAGAGAGGACUUGCUGAUCGCUCUUCAUCUGUUGUAAAGGAGUGCUUUAGGAUGAUGAAAGAUGAGUGGCUCACCAAGUGUUGCAAUGGGGACCUGGUAGAACUACUUAAAUAUCUUGAUGUGGAAACAUAUGAAUCAGUGGGAGAGUCUGUAAUGGACAGUCUGUUAAAAGCAGGCUUGGUUAAGCUGCAAGAUGGUCAAAGUAUGAGGCAAUUUUUGACAUCGAACAGUGACACUGUUGAAGGCAAUUGUAGCAUCCAACUCAUGGAAGCAGAAACCGCUUUCUUUUGGAGAGCUGUCAGUAAACACUUGCAAAUGGAGGCACAUGCAAAGGGCUCUGAUGCUGCUACAACAACAGGGACAGAAUCUGCUGUAUAUGCAUCAGAAGCUUCAGAUAAAAAUGAUCUUCUUGACAGAAUUCUACCUGCUUCUAUUGGAGACUAUGUUCAAUUGAUUAAAGCGCACAUAGUUGCUGGAAUCAAUCACCGAUUUGCAUCUCGGCAACUGCUAUUACUCGGUGCAAUGCUUGAUUUUUCUGAUGCUACAAACAGAAGAGUUGCAAAUGAAUUUCUGCAGGAGUUGCUUCACAUACCCCCUGAUCAUGAAUUAGAUGAGCAUGACAAUGAGGUUGUCAUAGGAGAUGGUAUCAAUCUUGGAGGUGACAAAGAUUGGGCUGCUGCUGUAUCAGAGUUGGCGAAAAAAGUCCAUGCAGCUCCAGGAGAAUUUGAAGAAGUAGUUUUACGUGUAGUGGAGGAGCUUGCUAGGCCUUGCAGAGAGAGGACUGCAGACUACAUGCAGUGGUUGCACUGUCUUGCUGUGAUUAGCCUUCUGUUAGAAAAUGUUCAGUCUUUUCGCUGGAUGCAUGGAAAAUCUAUAGAACCGAAUGAAGUCCUGCACUCUGUAUUGCUGCCUGGGGCAAAGCAUGUACACCUAGACGUUCAGAGGGCUGCCAUUAGAUGCCUCGGUCUCUUUGGAUUGUUAGAAAGGAGACCUAGUGAAGAUUUAAUAAAGCAAUUAAGGUCUUCUUUUGUUAAGGGCCCCUCUUCAGUUACUGUUAUGGCUUCUAAGGCGUUGAUUGACCUUGGAAUGUGGCAUGGUCCUAAUAUAGUUGAUAAAGCUAUGAACCAGGAUCUCUCAUCACAACUCCAAGAUCAUAAAAUUAAAAUGUUAUCUGAUAUCAAAUUUAGCAUUGGAAGUGAGGAUUUGGAGAUAGAAUUACUUGACCUGUUAUAUGCUGGAUUGGAGAAGCACAAUUCAGGUGAUUCUGAUGACUGUGAUGAAUAUGAGACAGUUCAAACAGUUCUUGGUGAGGGCUUUGCUAAGACUCUUCUGCUAAGUAAGAAGUAUCCGAGCACACCUGCUUUGUCAAAUCCGCUGCUAUUAGCUGAGCUCAUAAGCUUGUAUUUCUGUAGUGAGAAUAAGGAACUUGGAAGGUUGAAGCAAUGCCUUUCUGUAUUCUUUGAGCAUUAUCCAUCCCUCUCGUUGAACCACAAGAAAUGUUUAUCCAAGGCUUUCAUGCCAGUUAUGCGCUCUUUGUGGCCAGGCAUCUAUGGCAAUGCCACUGGAUCUACGUUCAUGGUCUCUAAUAUGCGCAAGCGUGCUACCCAAGCAUCACGUUUUAUGGUGCAGAUGAUGCAGGCUCCCUUGUAUUCUGAGGAAACUGCUCCAGCCAGUGAAAACGAUAAUGAAAACCACAUUGAUUCGCCUGAACCUUCAUCUGAGUUCGAGACUGGAGAAGAAGGGCUUGCAAUAUGUAUCGCUGCAGAGGUGGCCAGCUUCCAUGCAAAGAAGACAGCUGCAGAGAAAGCAUAUGUUUCUGCACUGUGUAAGGCACUAUCCUUGCUUCACUUUAGACCAGCAGAACAAGGAGCUGUCAAGUUAAUGAGGCAGCUAUUGAAUCGUGUUGCUGAAUCUGUACUUUCUGAAAACGAGCUUCUUAAGGAGUUGAAACAGAUGGCUGAAAGGCUAAAGGGUUUAGACAAAUCUCCAGACCAUAAACUAUCAUCUGAUGAAGUUAAACUUAUUCUAGGUAAUUAUUUCUGGUUUAGCGGCUAUAAAACUGCAGUCAUCACNUCGAUGGAAGUACUGCCAACUCCAGCACCAAAAUCAGCCAGACCAACUCGUACAAGGAGACGAGCUAAGGAAGCAAUAGAAUCUUCAUCAGAUGAAGAAUUCCCCCUAUCUGCUGUUCCUACUAAUCCUGCUGUAACGAGUACUCGGUCACAAAGGGCUAGCAAGACUGCAGCAUUGUCAAAGAUGGCUGUCAAAACCAUAGUAAAAAUCGAUGAAUAUGAUGAUGAGGAAGAUGAGGAGGCAGAUUGUCAGUCUGAUGUUACAUCCGAUGAUGAUUCUGAUUCUGAUGUAGAGGUAUAAUAAGCACAUUCUCUCCUGUGUUCUUCGCUUUAUUAUUUGUUUGAAUACUCUUUGUAUUAUGAUAAAUCGCGUAUUAUGAUGUAUUGGUGGUUCUGCUUGUGUGCAUCUCGUACAACUAGCAGAAUACUGUCCUAAAGAAUUUAUAACUAAACAAUUCCUCUA
This is a messenger RNA of Nicotiana tabacum (common tobacco), 3421 nucleotides long. Lineage: Eukaryota; Viridiplantae; Streptophyta; Magnoliopsida; Solanales; Solanaceae. The record is from RefSeq and is a predicted model, not a curated record.